Molecule: messenger RNA, 2594 nt
Organism: Cucurbitaria berberidis CBS 394.84
Lineage: Eukaryota; Fungi; Ascomycota; Dothideomycetes; Pleosporales; Cucurbitariaceae
Product: potassium transporter
Exons: 6
Coding region: 72-2504 (810 amino acids)
Biological process (GO): potassium ion transmembrane transport
Cellular component (GO): membrane
Molecular function (GO): potassium ion transmembrane transporter activity
Source: RefSeq, a predicted model, not a curated record
AGACAGACACCUGCAGCCUGUUGAAGAGGGGUUUCAUUUCUCUUCGUGUAGACAGACGCCUGCAGCUUGUCAUGGAGGCCUCGAUUCAUUUUCCAGACGCAACACUGCAUCCAACCCGGUCGAACAAAUCGCAUUCCAUUGGUGGCGUGAUUCCUCUACGCUCCCGCUCAAAACCCCAUGGAAGCAAGACCUCCGUCGAUCUCGCGAAAGCGAGAGAGCUUGAAGAUGCCGAAGAUGAGGAUGCUGGUCUGCGGGACGCGCGCGAUUAUAAACGCAGCCAGGUCUUCAGCCUUGGCCAGGUCUUCCUUCUCGCGUACCAAUCCAUAGGUGUUAUUUACGGUGACAUUGGCACGUCGCCUCUGUAUGUGUUCUCGAGCACUUUUACGAAAGCUCCGAAUCAUGCCGACUUGCUUGGAGCACUGUCCCUUGUCCUCUGGUCGGUCACGUUGAUGGUCACGGCCAAAUACGUCUUGAUUAUUCUACGGGCCGACAAUGAUGGCGAGGGCGGCACCUUUAGCACGUACUCUUUGUUGUCUCGAUAUGCGAAUAUCGCUAAUCGCGAUCCUCGCGAGGCUACGAUGAUACGCAUGGAAAGACAUCUGACCGAGGACCUGGGGCGUUCAACCAAGAACAUCCGAUCAACCAUUGAGAACUCUUGGUUGUUCCGCGGCCUACUCAAAGCAAUAGGCGUGCUUGCCGUCUCCAUGGUAAUGGCUGAUGGUGUCUUGACCCCCGCGCAGUCUGUUCUUGGUGCGGUACAAGGCCUCAAUGUUGUGAAGCCUGACAUUGCGAAAUCGACCAUCGUUGGUGUUACCUGCGCCAUACUCAUUCUCCUGUUUCUCGUACAGCCCCUAGGUAUAGCGCGACUCACAAUGGUGUUCUCCCCAAUCGUCAUGGUGUGGCUCGCUUUGAACGCUGGGUUUGGAAUUUACAAUUUAGCCAAGUACGACUACGCGAUACUGAAGGCGUCCAACCCAUAUUAUGCUUUUGACUACUUGAUACGGAACAAGCACCAUGGAUGGAGGAGUCUCGGCGGUAUUCUCCUCUCCUUCACUGGUGUCGAAGCCUUAUUCGCCGACAUUGGUGCCUUCAGCCGACAUGCAGUGCAGCUAAGCUGGCUCGGAUACGCCUAUCCAUGUCUCCUACUCGCCUACAGUGGGCAAGCUGCAUACAUUAGUGUGCAUCCAAAUGCUUACUCUAAUCCUUUCUACAACUGUGCUCCCCCGGGCUGGCUGAUAUUCUCGCUGAUUAUCGCCAUUGCUGCGGCUAUCGUGGCUUCCCAGGCUAUGAUCACGGCAACAUUUCAGCUCCUCACCCAGAUCAUGAAGCUCUCGUACUUCCCGCAGAUCAAAGUCGUCCAUACGUCGACCGUCUACCAUGGCCAGAUGUACGUGCCGAGUGUAAACUGGUUGCUCAUGAUUGGCACUGUGCUCGUCGCUGCCAUCUACAACAAUACCACGUCACUUGGUAACGCGUACGGUGUGUGCGUCAUGUUUGUCACUUUCUUCGACACAUGCAUGGUCACCCUCGUCGCUAUCAUCGUGUGGCGCAUAAACCCGUACUUUGUCUUUCUUCCCUGGCUUACUAUCGCCUCACUGGACGGCGCCUAUUUAUCCUCUGCGCUUACAAAAGUGCCCGAUGGCGCAUGGUUCACCAUCCUCCUCUCCUGUCUCCUUGCGUCCAUCUUCAUUCUUUGGCGAUUCGGCAAGGAACAGCAGUGGCACGCAGAAGCUAGCGAUCGUUUCCCGACGACACAUUUUGUCAAGACGUGCCACGACGGGCGGCUCCAACUUGCCGAGAAAUUUGGCAACAAGCCAGUUAGCUCCAUGGAAGGCUUUGGCAUUUACUUUGACAAGGCUGGCGAAACGACGCCCAUCGUCUUCAGUCAAUUUAUUCGCAAACUUGUUACAGCGCCUGAAGUCAUCGUCUUCUUCCACCUUCGCCCUCUAGAGGCACCGUCCGUGGCCCCGGAGAAUCGUUAUAGCGUCUCGAGACUGGCUAUCCCGAACUGUUAUCGUCUCGUCGUACGGCAUGGAUACAUGGACGAAGUCAUUACGCCUGAUCUCGCGUCUCUGAUCUUCGAUAAAGUACGCGACCACAUCGUGGAACGCGCCUUGGACCGUGAAGGCGAAGAGAAGAAGCCUGCUACUACGAUAACCACUACGACUACCACAGGUGCUGAAAUUGCACAAGCGCCUAAUAAUCCCAUACAAAGCAACACUAGUAGUAGCACACCAACCGAGAACGCAAUCGAAAACACGUCCACAUCCUCGCGCAGCUCAACUACCUCCUCCCGCCUCGAAGCCCUGGAGCGCGCAUACGCCCACGAAGUCCUCUACAUCAUCGGCAAAGAACAAAUGAAAAUCAAGCCCGGCACGAAUCUUGUGCGCCGCUUCUUCCUCCAUGCGUUUCUGUUCAUUCGGGACAACACGCGGGCAAAGAUUGCGAGUCUGGAUGUUCCCAUGGAUAAGGUAAUUGAAGUGGGCUUUGUGAAGGAUGUCUAGUUUGAUAGAUCGGUGGAGUUGUUUAUAUAUAUUCGCUGUAGUGUUGCUUUGGAAAUGGAUUAAUAUGAACGUAGCAACCAAGCAAGGGUU